CGCGGGCUGCGACGCGGAUGCUGCGAGAGCGGCUGCACUGGUUACGGCGAGCCGCGGCCAGCCAUGAAGCCGCCCAUUUCAAUAGAGGCAAGUGAGUUUGAUUCUUCAGACGAAGAGCCUAUGGAAGAUGAACAGACUCCAAUUCAAAUCUCAUGGCUACCUCUGUCACGAGUGAACUGCUCGCAGUUUCUCGGUCUAUGUGCUCUUCCAGGUUGUAAAUUUAAAGAUGUUAGAAGAAACAUUCACAAAGAUACAGAGGAACUAAAGAGCUACGGGAUCCAAGACGUAUUUGUUUUCUGCACCAGAGGGGAGCUGUCAAAAUAUAGAGUCCCAAACCUUCUGGACCUCUACCAACAGUCUGGAAUUGUCACCCAUCACCACCCAAUUCCAGAUGGAGGGACUCCCGACAUAGGCAGCUGCUGGGGAAUCAUGGAGGAGCUGGCCACCUGCCUUAAAAACCACCGGAAAACCCUGAUACACUGCUAUGGAGGACUUGGAAGAUCCUGUCUUGUAGCUGCUUGUCUCCUCCUAUACUUGUCUGACUCAGUAUCACCACAGCAAGCCAUAGACAGCCUUCGAGAUGUCAGGGGAUCUGGGGCCAUACAGACCAUCAAGCAAUAUAAUUAUCUUCAUGAGUUCCGGGAUAAAUUAGCUACAUAUCUAUCAUCAAGAGAUUCACUAUCAAGAUCUGUGUCCAGAUAAUGAAGAUUUCAAAUACAUGCCUACGUGUGAAGUUCCCAAGUUCUCUAGCAUACUUUGUAUUGAAGCAAAACUACUAGUGCUACCAUCCUGAAUAUAAAUGUUAUGUGUGGUUCCU
Messenger RNA from Microtus ochrogaster (prairie vole), 817 nucleotides. RefSeq names its product cyclin dependent kinase inhibitor 3 (gene Cdkn3). The record is from RefSeq and is a predicted model, not a curated record. Gene Ontology annotation, biological process: protein dephosphorylation. Gene Ontology annotation, molecular function: protein tyrosine phosphatase activity. NCBI's taxonomy places the organism in Eukaryota, Metazoa, Chordata, Mammalia, Rodentia, Cricetidae.